Alexandromys fortis (reed vole) is the source of this 5730-nucleotide messenger RNA. It is a transcript of the gene Dis3, whose product is annotated as DIS3 homolog, exosome endoribonuclease and 3'-5' exoribonuclease. Gene Ontology annotation, cellular component: nuclear exosome (RNase complex); cytoplasmic exosome (RNase complex). Gene Ontology annotation, molecular function: 3'-5'-RNA exonuclease activity; endonuclease activity; RNA binding. Gene Ontology annotation, biological process: rRNA catabolic process. Lineage: Eukaryota; Metazoa; Chordata; Mammalia; Rodentia; Cricetidae. The transcript is spliced from 21 exons. The record is from RefSeq and is a predicted model, not a curated record. Bases 166 to 3042 code for a protein of 958 amino acids.
CGUGUUUUCUCGCGAGACGUGCGUAUUUAGCAGCUCGCGGGAAGAGGCGGAACUGCAAGGGGCGGCUUGGUAAGGCUCCUCCGCUUCUGACUUGAAGUGUUUUCGGCCAGAGUUCUGUAGCGGUCGGCAUUCCGCCCGGGUCCGGAUUCUACGCCGGGAGCCAAGAUGCUCAAGUCCAAAACGUUCUUAAAAAAGACCCGCGCGGGCGGCGUGGUGAAGAUCGUGCGCGAGCACUACCUGCGGGAUGACAUCGGCUGCGGGGCCCCGGCCUGCGCGGCCUGCGACGGGGCGCACGCGGCCCCGGCCCUGGAGUCGCAGCCCGGCGACCAGGCGAGCAGCCUCUGCCCGUGGCCGCACUACCUCCUGCCGGACACCAACGUGCUGCUGCACCAGAUUGAUGUUCUGGAAGACCCAGCUAUCAGGAAUGUCAUUGUGCUCCAGACAGUCCUGCAGGAAGUGAGAAACCGGAGUGCCCCCAUCUAUAAGCGGAUCAGGGAUGUGACGAAUAACCGGGAGAAGCAUUUUUACACAUUCACUAACGAGCACCAUAAAGAAACCUACAUUGAACAAGAACAGGGAGAAAAUGCUAAUGACAGAAAUGACAGAGCCAUUCGAGUAGCAGCAAAAUGGUACAACGAACAUUUGAAGAAAAUAUCAGCAGAAAACCAGCUGCAAGUUAUCCUUAUAACAAAUGACAAGAAAAACAAAGAAAAAGCUGUAGAAGAAGGAAUCCCAUCUUUCACAUGUGAGGAAUAUGUAAAAAGCCUAACUGCUAACCCUGAGCUUAUAGAUCGCCUUGCUUGCUUGUCUGAGGAAACGAAUGAAAUAGAAAGUGGGAAAAUAAUAUUUUCAGAGCAUCUUCCCUUAAGUAAGCUCCAACAAGGCAUAAAAUCUGGCUCAUACCUUCAAGGAACAUUUAGAGCUAGCAGGGAAAAUUAUUUAGAAGCUACAGUGUGGAUUCACGGAGACAAAGAAGAUGAAAAAGAGAUACUUAUACAAGGACUUAAACAUCUAAAUAGAGCUAUUCAUGAAGACAUUGUGGCCGUGGAGCUUCUGCCCAGGAGUCAGUGGGUGGCACCAUCCUCUGUGGUUUUACACGAUGAAGGUCCAACGGAAGAUGAUGUGGAGAAAGAUGAGGAGAGAGAGCUCAUGCUUAAGACUGCUGUAAGUGAAAAAAUGUUGAGGGCUACAGGUAGAGUUGUAGGAAUAAUAAAAAGGAACUGGAGACCAUAUUGCGGCAUGCUUUCCAAGUCUGAUAUUAAGGAGUCAAGAAGACAUCUCUUUACACCUGCUGAUAAGAGAAUUCCACGAAUUCGAAUAGAAACCAGACAGGCUUCUGCACUAGAAGGACGGAGAAUUAUUGUCGCUAUUGAUGGUUGGCCUAGAAAUUCUAGAUAUCCAAAUGGACACUUUGUUAAAAAUUUAGGUGAUGUUGGAGAAAAAGAGACAGAAACAGAAGUUCUGUUGCUUGAACAUGAUGUUCCUCAUCAGCCCUUUUCCCAGGCUGUCCUUAGCUUCCUGCCCAAGAUGCCGUGGAGUAUUACUGAGAAGGACAUGAAAAACCGAGAAGACCUGAGACAUCUGUGUGUUUGCAGUGUCGACCCUCCAGGAUGUACUGACAUAGACGAUGCCCUGCAUUGUAGAAAACUCAGUAAUGGAAAUUUGGAGGUUGGUGUUCACAUUGCUGACGUUAGCCAUUUCAUCAGGCCAGGAAAUGCGUUGGAUCAAGAAUCAGCCAGAAGAGGAACAACUGUUUAUCUUUGUGAAAAGAGGAUUGACAUGGUUCCAGAGUUGCUUAGCUCUAACUUAUGCUCCUUAAGAUCCAAUGUUGACAGGUUGGCAUUUUCCUGUAUUUGGGAAAUGAAUCAUAAUGCUGAAAUCUUAAAAACAAGAUUUACCAAAAGCGUAAUUAAUUCAAAGGCUUCUCUUACAUAUGCUGAAGCACAGAUGAGAAUUGAUUCAGCAGCCAUGAAUGAUGAUAUUACCACUAGUCUCCGUGGACUAAAUAAACUAGCUAAAAUUCUUAAAAAAGGAAGGAUUGAAAAGGGGGCUUUGACUCUGUCUUCUCCAGAAGUUCGAUUCCACAUGGACAGUGAAACUCAUGAUCCAAUAGAUCUACAGACCAAGGAACUGAGAGAAACAAAUUCCAUGGUGGAAGAAUUCAUGUUACUUGCAAAUAUUUCUGUUGCAAAAAAAAUUCAUGAGGAAUUUUCUGAACAUGCUCUGCUUCGAAAACAUCCAGCUCCACCUCCCUCCAAUUAUGAAAUUCUUGUUAAGGCAGCCAAGUCCAAGAAUUUGGAAAUUAAGACUGAUACAGCCAAGUCUUUGGCUGAUUCUUUGGACCGGGCCGAAUCCCCUGAGUUCCCGUACCUGAACACUCUUUUGAGGAUAUUGGCCACUCGCUGUAUGAUGCAAGCUGUCUACUUCUGUUCUGGGAUGGAUAAUGACUUCCAUCAUUAUGGCUUAGCCUCCCCAAUAUACACACAUUUCACUUCUCCCAUCAGAAGAUAUGCAGACAUAAUUGUUCAUCGGUUGUUGGCCGUGGCUAUUGGGGCUGAUUGUACUUAUCCAGAGUUGACAGAUAAACACAAGCUUUCAGAUAUAUGUAAAAAUCUCAAUUUCCGGCAUAAAAUGGCUCAGUAUGCUCAGCGUGCAUCAGUAGCUUUUCAUACCCAGCUGUUUUUCAAAAGCAAAGGAAUAGUAAGCGAGGAAGCCUAUAUUCUCUUUGUAAGAAAGAAUGCAAUUGUGGUGCUAAUUCCAAAGUAUGGCUUAGAAGGUACAGUUUUUUUUGAAGAAAAAGAUAAACCAAAGCCACGGCUUACUUAUGAUGAUGAGAUACCUUCACUCAGAGUAGAAGGUACAGUGUUCCAUGUCUUUGAUAAAGUUAAAGUAAAAAUCACAUUAGAUUCAUCAAAUCUUCAACAUCAGAAAAUCCGCAUGGCCCUUGUGGAACCACAGAUACCAGGAAUAAAUAUUCCUCCUGAUGUUUCAGACAUGGAUCUCAGUGGGCCAGGAAGGAAGAAGAGGAAACUUGAGAAGUAGCUACAUGCAACAGAGAACUACAAAGACUGACAAUUACUGUAGACAACAACAAAAUUGAAAGCAUACUUACAAACUGGUGUGCAUGAUACUUUCAAGUACAUUUCAAUAAUUUUAAGAAAUUUGCAUUUUUAUUGAGUUACUGGCUAAAUCUUAGACUGUGCUUCUGCAACAGCAAAAAUUAUGCAGAAAAAUUCAUUUGAAUAUCCAUCACUUAAAUGGUGACAGAACAGCAACUUCAGGGAUCUGUGAUGAUCAUUUAAAUGGAGUACUCAUCUGCUCAUUGACGAGCAGAUUAAUUUUUAUAUAAGUGCUUUAUUUAAUAUAGAAAAAACGCAUUUUCUGAGGAAAUUAACAUUUUAGAAGCAAAGAACAAGCCUUUCUAAAUCUUGAGCUGUCAGUGUUUGGCAUUUGAUCUUUUUGCGAUUUUAAUUUGCCUACUUAUAACACUGUAUUCACACAUUUUGAAAAGCCUCCUUACUUUACUAGUGGUUCUCAGAACUGAAUGUUUUGGGAUUAUAAGAAAACAAAAACUCAGGUAUCUUGGAUUGGGAACAUUGUGAUGUUAUUGUUAACAGGUGAUAAGUUCCUUAAUCUGUGUUGCCAGUGUUUCUCUCAAACAAGGCAUUACAUUUUAGAGAAAGAAUCAAAGUAGAAAUGUCUGCUUUCUUAAAAAAACAGGUAAUAGCUUUUGAAUUUUAGUUAUACCCAAUUAUAUAAGAGAGGAGGGAUUGUAUUAGACAUAUUAAAGGAACAAAUGAAGUCUCAUUUGUUGUACCAGUUUGACUACCUCGUGCCUUGCAAAUCCCAGAUUAAUGAUGACAUUAGGAAAAUUUUAACAUUUGACUUUGCUUAGUCAGUUUCUAGUCUAGUAAACUACUUUUGUGGUAGUAACCAGCUGAAAAGUCCCAGGCUAUAAUGUAGGUACAGCUGUGUCCCGAAUAAACACACAUUUAGUGCUGUUUUCCAAUUUCCUAUUACAGCAGAUAAUAUCCAUAUGUUAAGGCAGAACUUGAUUUAACUGAAGGAAGACAGCAUUUGGCCCACAGCAUUUCAGACUGUUGGCUGAACUACAGCUACAGCACAGCCCUGCUGUACUUGUGGUUUAUAAGCAGCCAAACAAUGUAUAAACAGGUAUGGUUAUGUUCCUGAAAUAAAAAGUCAAUUUUCCAAGGAGUAUAACAGAUACUGCUCUUGGGGCUGGAGAGAUGGCUCAGUGGUUAAGAGCAUUGCCUGCUCUUCCAAUGGUCCUGAGUUCAAUUCCCGGCAACCACAUGGUGGCUCACAACCAUCUGUAAAGAGGUCUGGUGCCCUCUUCCGGCCUGCAGGCAUACACACAUACAGAAUAUUGUAUACAUAAUAAAUAAAUAAAAUAAAUAUUUAAAAAAAAAAGAUACUGCUCUUGAGCUUUACCCACCAGUCACUCAAAUUUUUUGCUAUUGAGUUGAGCAUGUAGUUGAGUGGUAUAAUGAUUGCCUUGGAUUUGAUUAGACUAUUGCAAAGCACAAGACAAGAACUGUUUGCCAGGUACUGGAAAGAUGUCUCAGCAGGUAAGAGCAAGCACGGCUGUUUUGCCAGAGGACCAAGGCUUGAUUCUCAGUGCCCACAUGAUCUGUACUCCAGUUCCAUCACUCAAGUAGUAUACAAACAUAUGUAAAUACAGGCAAGAACAAAGCUAAAAAUGUUAAAAGCUAUUUACCAUAGUUUACCUGCAUUAUGGGGUCAUCUUGAUAAUAAAAAGCCAAUAAGUUGUAUCUGUUAGCUGUUUAUAGAGUAGGACAUUGAAUUUCUUCCUCAGUUGUUUCUCCACAUUAAUUUUUUGAAACAGGGUGCCUUUCACUGAACUUUAGAGAUUGUCACUUUGAGCUACACUGGCUAGAAUUCAACAAGUUUCCACCAACCAAAAUGGGAUCACAGUCACAUUCUGGCAAGCUCACACGGAGGUUAGGUUUUCCUGCUUUGCAGCAAGCACUCUACCUAUGGAGCAGCCCCCAUGUCUAUUACCAUUCUCAUCAUCUAGAGUGGCUUUAACAAGUACAGGCUUUAAUCUCAACUGAGCAAAUUCAUGAUCAAAAACCUACAUUCCCCCGGGCCUUUGAGGUUUUAAAAUUUUUUUUCCCUAAUGCCAGUUAUGAAGCUAAGCGGAUUACACAGAACAUGUUCAUCCAGUGUCCAGGCUUUGCAUCUCCAGAUUGAAAGGACGAAAGUACUUGGGGGAAAAUGCAUCUGUGUAAAUAUGUUUAGACAUUUUCAUAUUAGUAUUCCCCCAGAUACCGUAACUAUUUUCAUUGUACUCACAUUGUAGUAGAUAUAAGUAAUUUGAGAGGAUCUGAAGUAUAUGAAAAGAUGUGCAUGCCUUACAUGGAAAGAUGGUGUCAUUUAAUGAAGGACACUAGCAUCCCUAACUAGUUCCCCUGGGAUACUGAGGACGACUGGUUGCAGAUGAAACUCAACACACUUUUGACCCUUACAUUCUAGUGACUGAUGUAAGAAGACAAAAGUUCAGGGCCAGCCUAGGCUACAUUGUGAGACGGUCUCAAGACAAACUGGAGGAGCCACUGGAGGACUGCUACUCCCAUUUCACAGAUAAAGGCCAGGCCAAGUAGCGAGACAAGUUAUUUGACUUGAUAAUAUUACUUUAAAAAACUGAAAAGUAGCCAGGGAGGCUGUUCAUCUUAGAACUCCUGGAUA